Phyllotreta striolata is the source of this 5600-nucleotide messenger RNA. NCBI's taxonomy places the organism in Eukaryota, Metazoa, Arthropoda, Insecta, Coleoptera, Chrysomelidae. The record is from the annotation of a GenBank genome assembly.
UUUUCAGUUUCGAGUUUCGAGUUCAGUUACUUUAUUAAGCGCGAGAAGGACGGAACGCCGACUGAAAUCGUUCUCGCUGCGCAAAAAACGUGACGGUUCAGCUCGGAUCCGCGGGUUUCCUCCGAUAAUUCCACCUUCGAUUGCGACUGGACGCCGUUCGUUCGAUAAUCGAUAUAUCCGGACUUUCAGUGACACCCCGACGAGCAUUACCCGAUCCGAUUGACUUUUAAAUCGAAUUGUGCGUUAUUAACGUGGAUUAUUUUUUAUUUUUCGUUAAAUGUGAGCAUCCUAAAACUGGAUUUUAAUUGGAACGCCGUACUCGAGUAAAAUCCCAUAAAUACCGCCGACGGGAGACGGGAGACGGUUCUGUGUUUCCGUGAAACGGGCACAAAAAAGAUCGUAUAAUCUCGUUCGCACAAAUUGAAAAGAUAAGUAGGUAGAAGGCAAGCUAAUGUUCCUCAUCUUAGUUCGGGAUGGUGCGUUAUAUCUAUGUGUAGAAUAAAAGUUCAGUGGCCUGAAGCAAGACGCGCGACCACUCGCUGGCAAGUGCAAUUUUACGUGAACUGCAACAUGUGAACGGUAAAGGAAGAGCGAAAUAGUUUUUUGUUCUCGAGGAUGUCGUUGAAAGAGCAAAUAUUAAAUAACGAAGUUAAUCUUUCCACGUUAGAUCUGGCGGCCAUUCGACGUCUUCUAGAUGCCGAAUAUCCCACGUCUGGUACAUGUCCAAGUUGCGAAAUGCCGUUCGACAAAGGCAAGAAGAGAAAAUUGAUAGACAAUUGCGGACACGAGCGGUGCUAUUCUUGCAUGUUCACGAACGAAUCCUGCCCUCUUUGCCUGCAUAACGGAGUUCCCGCUGCCGAUGAUGACGGAACGCUAAAGCCAAAUUUAGGAAGUUGUAGACUAAGAAACUUAGAUGGCAUGUACGAAGAGACGCCACAUAUGAAUAAAUCCGAAUUAGUGCAACCUCGGACAAAACUCAAGACCAAUGGCUAUUUCAGCAUAUUCUCCCAGAGCCGAAAUAAUUUACACGACAGUAAAGUGGAAGUCGGUCAUCCGGAAAAACUGCCGAAAACACGACCGUCGAAUUCUCGACAUCGGCCUUCGGAUCAGAACAUCAUGACGCAAAGUUGCCCGACUCCCCCUCAAACGAGAAGGAAGUUUUACCUCGGCCCCAAAGCCCUGAAAAGCCCUUUACUAGCCAGAGGCGCUAAACAACAACCGGACUAUCCGGCUUCAGCGGCGAUGACAUCGUCGACGACCUCCACGGAAGGAAAGCAUUGGCCGAGUGUUAUUUUAGGGAAAAUACGAUCGCUCUGGAGCGCCGGAUCGAAAAGCAACACCGGCCUUAAUCAACUUCUAUCAGACGACGAUUCUCCUCACGGCAAAGCAGCCGCUCCGAAGAAGUCCACUGAAAACGACCUGUACAUGCGACUGGGCCUGUUGCUGGGCGAGAGCGCGAAGAAGUCGAAGAAAACGCAGGAGUCCUGCUCGUCGCUGACCAGCUACGACAUAUCGAGCGUCUUGUCGGCCAACACCAGCCCCGUUUCGACUCUAACGGGCAGCUCGGAGGACCAGCACCGGACCAAUCCGAGCUCCGACAGCGUCGCUUCGCUCAUGUCCCUGUCCAUAUCCGGCCAGAGCAACUGCAGUUCCAGUCCUCUUAGCAGAAGGCAUAGUGUAACUACUUCGCAAUCGACUCUCCAUGACCAAAUCAAGUAUAGGAAACCGGGAGCGAAGAUAACUAAAGCGGAGAUAUCGAAGCAUUCAGCGGAUCAUAAAAUGCGUUUGAAACAAUACGAAGCUCCCCAGCUCACCUUUAAACCUCUGUUUUUCGAGGUGCCCCUCCAAGAACCGGAUCCUUUGUUCAUCGGACGCCACUGGUUGAUCAAAGACAUAGAAGACAUUAUAAAUUCGUCUAGUCCGGGUGUUCUUCUAACGGGAAACCCAGGCACUGGGAAAACGUCUUUAAUUCUCCAAUUAGUCGAGCACAGUUGUUUCGGUCGCCGGAAGGAGCAUCCGUUUGGCCAAAACAACCCGCGCUCGCCACCGCAAUCGAUCUACUAUCAAAUAGAUUUGAUCAACGAGAAAAUCAGGAAUCUCGCCUCGUCGGUGGUGGCCUAUCAUUUCUGCCAAGCGGACAACAAUUACACGUGUUCGGUGCCGGAUUUCAUUCACUCGUUGGCCGCGCAGCUGUGCCAGGCGCCGCAGCUGGUCGCCUACAGGGACCAUUUGGUCUCCGAGAACGACCUGCAGAACAUUCUGGCUCUCAAAGAGUGCAUAGCGAAUCCCGACAUAGCGUUCACGCGGGGCAUUCUGGAGCCUCUCUCGUGCCUGAAGCGAUUGGGUAAAAUCGAAAACGUAAAUUGCGUGAUUCUCAUCGACGCUCUGUGCGAAGCCGAAUACCAUCGGCCCGACCACGGCGAUACGAUCACAACAUUCCUGCUCAAACAUAUCCCGAGUUUUCCGGCCUGGUUGAAGGUCGUUUCGACGGUUCGAACGCAACUGGAGGAAGUUACCAAGCAGCUGUCGUUCGCCAGGAUAUCCUUGGACAGCGUCCAGUCGAACGAGAACCUCCAGAAGGACAUAUUGGCUUACAUUAAUUUCAGGAUGCAGAACAACUCCGCCCUGCAGCUGGCUACGAGCGUCAAAAUCGAGAGCACGAGCGUGUCCCAAAACAAGUUCGCCCAGCAUUUGUUGGGUUUGAGCCAAGGGUCGUUUCUGUUCGUGAAACUUACGUUGGAUUUGUUGGAGAAAGGACAGCUAGUGAUCAAAUCCGCCGGAUACAAAGUUCUCCCCGUGAAUUUGUCCGAAAUUUAUCUCUUGCAUUUCAACUUGCGAUUUCCCACCAUACGUUCCUUCGAGAAAGUCGCCAAUAUUUUGAGCGUUUGCUUGGCCGCUCUCUAUCCAUUGACCGUUCUGGAAAUAUACUAUUCAGUAAACUCCCUGUUGGUCGAUAAUUUCCUGCCCUGGAACGAGUUCUUGCAGCGGUUCAAACUCCUAUCCGGGUUCCUGGUGAAAAGACUGGACAAUACUUACAUGUUCUUCCACUCGUCGUUCAGGGAAUGGUUAAUUCGAAGGGACGAAAACGACGCGGUGAAGUUCUUGUGCGAUUUACGAAGCGGACACGCCGGAAUAGCAUUUCGAUUAUCUAGAGUACAGACGCCUCUGGAUCCGGAGAAAACACUCGAACUCGGCCAUCACAUUCUCAAAGCGCACGUGUACAGAAGCAUGUCAUUCCAAUCUUUAACAUCCAGAGACCUCCAAGCUAAAUGGGUGGCGGAUACUUCCGAAAAUGUAUCAGAAGCCGUUUGCAACUUGAGAAACAUGUACUGCCCCAAUGUAAAAGUCUCCAGGCUGAUGCUUCUGGCUGGAGCCUCACCUAACUACAUCACCGAUCUUCUGGGCAACGCUCCUGUUCUUUGCAUAUACGCCAACGAAGGUAUACUCCCCAUGGUGUCGUUGCUACUGGAAUUCGGAGCCGACGUGGAACUGGCCAACAGCCAAGGAUGCACGGCGCUGUCUCUGUCAUCGGCCAAAGGCCACUGCGACGUCGUGCGCCAGUUAAUAGCGGCGGGGGCUUCCCCGGGACACGCCGACACCGGCGGCCACUGUCCUCUGGUGCACGCGGCCAGGAACGGUUACCUCAACGUCGUCGGUUAUCUCCUCGCCUGCGACUGGGUGACCAAAACCGACGACGACAUACCGAUCGCCGUCGCGGCGCAGCAAGCUCUGAUAGCCGCCGCGGGACAAGGCCAUUGCGAGGUGGUGGAAUAUCUGCUGGACAUGGCCGAAGUGGAUAUCAAUUCGCCGGACACCAUAACCGGCGAGACUGCGUUAUCGGCAGCUUCUGCCAACGGUUGUCACGGCGUUUGUUCCGUGCUGAUCAACAGAGGUGCUGAUCCAUGCAUCACCAACAAGAAGGAUUUAUCGCCUCUCCUGCUGGCUGUUAAGGAAGGACAUUGGGCUAUAGCCGAAAGACUGAUUCAAAAUUACGCUGCAAUCGAACAGUGUGACCCGAGCGGUAGAUCUCCUCUCAUGAUCGCUUCAGCCGAAGGCCAUCUAGGAAUCAUCGAGUUGCUGUUAGAUAAAGGUACUGAUAUAAACAAAGAAGACAAAGAAGGUUUGACUCCGCUGGGGUGGGCCUGCUUGAGGGGUAAACUGCAAGUAGUGCAGUGUCUUCUAGAAAGAGGCGCUUCGAUCAAUCAUACUGAUAAGACCGGUCGGAUCCCGUUAGAUUUGGCUGCUUUUCAAGGGAAUCAGGCGCUUGUGCAGUAUUUAAUCGAUCGAGGGGCGACUAUAGAACACGUCGACAUCAACGGGAUGAGACCUCUAGACAGGGCGAUAGGCUGCAGGAAUCUGCAAGUAAUCAAUUGCUUCUUGAAGAAAGGGGCCAAAUUGGGACCUGCGACCUGGAGCAUGGCGCAAGGAAAACCAGACGUGAAAUUGAUACUCCUAAAUAAGCUGCUGGAAGAUGGAAACGUAUUGUACAGAAAAAGCAGAUUAAAAGAAGCCGCUCACAGAUAUCAAUACGCAUUGAAAAAGUUCCCUACCGAAGAUCAAGGCGAACACAACAAACCGUUUCGUCAGCUCAAAAUAAAUUUCCUGCUGAACUUCUCGCGGUGCAAAAGAAAAUUAGGAGAGCUCCACGAAGCGAUCGAACUGGUCAAUCUGGUGAUUGAGCUGAAACCCGAAUCGUACGAGGCCUACUACGCCAGGGCCAAAGCGAAAUUGGAUUUGAAUAAAUUCGAAAGCGCUUUGUACGAUGUUAAAGAAGCGUUGAAUAGAGCGCCGAAGUGCGGAAACGAGCGGAAAAUAUUGGGUUAUUUGCUCGAGGACAUCACGACGAGGAUGUCGGGGAAAAACCUGUCGAAUAGGAAGUAUAUGGCUGUUUCGGUGGACACGUUGCACGAGUGAUUUGGUUCGAAACGAACGUUUAAUUACCGAUUUGCCAAGUGCCUUGUAAUAGAAUAAAGAGCUUGGUGGAAAUUGGAAAUUUUAUUCAAUAUAUUUUAGCGCGAAUAUUGUGUAUAUAGUAAUAAGAUGUAGAUUAGUAGUUUUUUUUAUUUUCUUUACAAAAAUCCUCGCUAUUUCAUUUUUAUCAAUUUAUUAUCGUUUUCCAUUCCAUUUUUAAUUUAUUGAAUUAUUUUUAAUAUGUUGUUUUAUAUAAAUUUUUUUAAUAAGAGCAUUUUGUUUCGGGAAUUUUAUUGAAAAAUUGGCGACGAUAUUUGUCCAAAAAAUACGUUUUUUUGUUAAUAUUUUUCCAUUGAAAUAUAGGAAAUUUUAAAAAUCUCGAUUGCUGAAAAUUGGAAAAAUAUUAAUACCAAAAAAAUUAAAAAUUUAACAAUACAGUGCAAUGCGUGUACGUAAAAUUGUUAACGUUUAUUUAUUAUUUGUUGAUUUUUGUGUGUUUCUCUAUUUGUUUCUUGCCAUGAUUUAUAAAUAUAUACUUGUAUAGCCUUAUUACAUAUCUUAAUUAUAUUUAUAUUGAAUGCUAAAUUAUUUUUCAGUAUUUCGAAAUCUUCGGUUGUAUCUGCGUGAGAUUUUUUUUUUCGUUUAAUUAUGAAAAGACGGUGCUAUGUAUUAAAUAAAAUUGGUAAAAG